GUACAAACAUUACCCAAAAUUCAAGCAUGAUUGUUCCAAAUUCAGAAGUUGCUUCUGCUUACUCUCAUCUUUUUGGCUGUGAAGGUUGCACGGAUAAUCAGGUGUAUUCAAAUAACAUGCAUGAUAAAACUGAGGCCACAACUUUUACAGAACCCGUGGAUGAUGUUUCAUGCUCUUUGGAUGUGUCACAAGUGGAUAUUACAGUUGCUUUUGAAAAUAUAUGUAGUAUCCCCAUGGAUGAAAAGUCAGCUGUGGAGUCUGUUUUUAAUCCAGUUCCUGACAAGAUAGUUAUUCAUGAGAGCAUGAAAGGAGUUCCCAAAGACAGUGAUGUCACAGAUGUGUCAGACAUAAAAGCAGAGGAUGAAGUAGAUUUCCAGCGUUCUGUACCAAAGAUGGUUGGAUCCACUGAAUUUGAAACACUGAUUAACCGAGGAGACUUCUGUUCAAUUGAAUCCUACCCAGAUCAACAAUUGCUGGACCCAAAGCACAGUUCACACCAUACAGAAUGCAAAUCCUCAUUAGAAGAUGGAUUGACUACAGAGAGCACUCCAUCACUUGGAGCAUCUCACAACCAAAGAAGAUAUGGAAGUGACUCCGAACUUUUUCCUGUCCCUUGCCAUGAGGAGGUGGAUGAAAGCAUCUUUGUAAAGGCUGAAGAGGAGCCAUCAGCAGGAGAAGGUGCCAGUUCUAGUUCAUCCACAGAUGAUUCUAUAUCCUUUGAGGUAAGUUCCUUCCAUGGCAGCAGCACAUCCCUCCCGUUGUCUCAAGAUGCAAAAAAAGAAGACAACAGCCAGAACUCACCUAGUAGUUGUGAGGCAGGAAGAGUGGUGCAAAGUAAUGGUGGCCCAGCAAUAUGUGAAACAGAAGAAGAAAAAGACAGCAUUACUGAUGUCCCCCUGCGUUCAUCCAUUUUGCAAGCAUCCAUUCGCUCUAUUUCCCCAUUCAGAAGGCACAGCUGGGGUCCUGGGAAAAACGCAGGGAAUGCAGCUGAAGUUAGUCAAGGAAGUUCUGUGAGAAGUCUAGGGGAUGUUGUAAGGAGGCCUCCAACGCACAGGAGAAGUAACAGCUGGUGUCCUUCUAACCUACCGCGCACUUCCUCAGAUGCAGAAUUUAAGUACAGAAGUUAUAGCCUGGAGGGCCUAGCUGGGACAGAUGACAAUAAGCUUUGUUCCACAUCAGCGACAGUCUCUGUCAGCUCUGGUGAUCUCCAGGAAGAUCUAACAGUGCCUGGUGAAGACAGUGGUUCCUUCAUUUCGCUGACAGAGGAGGAUAUGCCAUUUGAGAAGGAUGACAAUGCCUUUGAACAUCCGGGCUUCCAAAGGUCAUUUAGUCACUCACUACCUUCCAUAACCCUACAUAACAAAUCUAUGACACAGAUAACUAGCCAGCCAGGAGAAGAAUGUAUGACAUCCUCCAUCACCAGCAGUGGUUACUUGAGUCAAGGCUCAUUAGAAGAUGGCUCAGGCUUUGCCAGAAAAGAUCAAGAUGGAAAAGGCGGUAAUAAAGUGGGUCGUACUUUUAGUUAUCUCAGGAACAAGAUGACAAGUAGCAAGAAAAGCAAAGAGGAGGAGGAAGAAAAAGACAAGGAAAAGACAAAGGAAAAAGAUAAGGAUUCUAAAGAAAAAGACAAGAAAGGAAUAAAUGGCCAUGCAUUUAGUGCCAUGCCUCUUAUGUAUGCAGAAUCAUGCCAGCACUGCAGUAAACCUUUAUCUGCCAAGGAAACAGUAUACAGCUGUACAAAUUGCAAAGUCCUUGUCCACAAAUGCUGCAGAGAAAAAUUUAUGCCUUGUGCAGAGUUCAAAAUGAAGCAACCAAAGGGUGUCCCAUCGAAUGAUACAUCUUCUCUACCUGUUGUCAACAUGAGAAAUAAGGGGUCUCAGCCAAGAGAGCGUCCUCGGUCUGCUAUUUAUGCUGUUGAUGAAACUGCCUUCUCAACUUUGCCUCAUAGCAGACGAUCAGUUACACACGUCUCACUGUCAAAGAGUGUCUCAAUACAGAACAUCCCAGGGGCUGGUAUGGAGGAGUCGUUGCAACAUAGCUGGAAGUAUCUGUCUCAGUCUAUAGAUUCUCUUCAUAAAAUCCAUAGUGCUGUAGAAUCUGUAGAUUCCUUCUCUGAUGAAGGAACUGAUGUAAAUGAAGGGCAGCUUAUGGGUGAAUUUGACAUGGACUCCAAGGAACUGGAGGCUGAAUCUUGGAGUCAGGCAGUGGAUGGCAAAUUUGUCCGUCAACAAAAAAAAGAAGUGGUUAAACGGCAAGAUGUCAUUUAUGAGCUGAUUCAGACAGAAAUGCACUAUGUCCGCACCUUGAAGAUCAUGUCAGAUGUCUACAGUAAAGGAAUGAUCAACGAGGUACAUCUUGAAGCUCAGACAGUGGAUAAGAUCUUUCCUUGCUUGGAGACUCUCCUUGACAUGCAUGCCCAGUUCUUUGCACGACUUAUGGAAAGGAAGAAAGAAUCUGCAGUGAGCAACAAUAAGAACUUUCUCAUAAAGAAAAUUGGGGACAUCUUGUUGAAUCAGUUUUCUGGAGCUAGUGCAGAAGAAAUGAAGAAAACGUAUGGGAAGUUCUGCGGGCACCAUAAUGAAGCUGUGAACCAUUUCAAGGAGCUGUACGCAAAAGAGAAGAAUCUGCAGGCCUUUAUAAGGAGAAAAAUGAGUAGCACACUUGUACGGAGAAUGGGAAUCCAGGAGUGUAUUUUAACGGUAACACAGCGAAUCACAAAAUACCCUGUUUUGUUACAGCGAAUACUGCAGUAUACCAAAGAAAAUGAAGAGGACUAUGAAGCCCUGACCAAAGCACUAAGUUUGCUAAAGGAGGUGAUAGCAGCUGUGGACAGCAAAGUAAAUGAAUAUGAAAAGAAGAGCAGACUUAAUGAUAUAUAUUCCAAAACAGACAGUAAGACCAUUAUGAGAAUGAAAACUGGACAGAUGUUUGCCAGACAAGACCUGAUUCGGAGGAAGUUAAUCCAUGAUGGACCUCUUAUUUUGAAGAGUGCGACAGGAAGACUAAAAGAUGUCCUUGGGGUACUUUUGAGUGAUGUUUUAGUAUUCCUUCAAGAAAAGGAUCAGAAGUACGUUUUUGCAUCACUGGACCAUAAAGCAACUGUGAUGUCUUUGAAGAGGCUGAUUGUACGAGAAGUAGCACAUGAGGAAAAGGGCUUAUUCUUAAUAAGCGUAGGAGAUAAAAAUCCUGAGAUGGUAGAGGUCUACACAAACACCAAGGAAGAACGAAACAACUGGAUACAGCUUGUUCAGCAGACAAUGAGCACAAUUGGAAAAGAUGAAGAUGAAGGGAUCCCAAGUGAAUCUGAAGAAGACAGACGGUUGCUAGAAGCAAGAGCCAGGGAAAUGAGAGAUCAACUCCUUGAAAAAGAUAAAAAUAUCAUGGCUCUGCUGGAAGAAAAAGAAAAGAUUUUCCGUGAAUUGUCAGACAGUGGUGGACAGGAGUCACCUAUAGGGCGAAAGAGAGAUUCUAGAAAGAUUUUCAGGGCCACCACAGAGGAUACUCCUAAGGGAGAACCACUUAUGAAGCAGGCCUUUAAAGAAGUGGAGACUUUGCACUUCUUAGUGAGUAGGAACAUAGGAAGACCUCUUGGAACACAGCUCAUAAAUAAUGGAAACCAGGAUGAUAGUGUCGGUCCUGUCACCCUCCCCAGAAGAGCUGAGACAUUUGCAGGCUUUGAUAGUCAUCAGAUGCAUGCUUCAAAAAAUGAUGAUAAAGAUGGUAUGGAAGAGGUUCAGGAUCUUCGAAGAACAGAAUCUGAUGGAGUCUUAAAGAAGGGUGGAGCCAGUCAUGCAGUACAUCUUAAAAGGACUAAUGAGCAGUUCAUACAGAGUAUCUUACGAAUCCAUGAAGUACUGACUCGCUUGCAGGCUGCUGUCAUCCAGCAAGACUCAUUUGUUGCAGAACAGAAGCUGGUGAUGAAUGAGAAGUCCCUUGUAAGGCAGCCUUCAAGACCAAAUUCCUUGAUUGAGCAAGAAAAACAACGCAAUCUUGAAAAACAACGACAAGAGCUUGCCAACUUACAGAAGCAGCAGGCCCAACACCUGGAGGAAAAACAGAGGCGAGAAAAAGAACUGGAUGCCAGAGAGAAACAACUAAAAGAACUGGAGGUCCAACUGAAAGAACGUCAGGAGCAGUUAGAGAAAAGGGAGAAUGAUCUUAGUAAGGAGACUAAUGACCUUAAGGCAAAGAAAGAGGAGUACCAGCUUGACUUGGAACGUUUGAGAACAUCACAGAAGCUGCUUGAUCGAGAGCGGGAGCAACUGGAGAAAGAGAAACAAAGAAUAGCACAAGAAAAAGACUCUCAAAAUACUCAGGGCACAUGUCAGCACAAUAAAGUAACUCGUCUGUCCAGUGCUCCUCCUGAGGAUCUGUCAAAACGGUUGAGUAGUGGCAACUGCCAGGAAAAGGAGCAACCUGAUACAGAACUGUCAGUGUCCUCCAAAAAGAGUAGUUUCUACAAGUCGGACAGUAAACAGAAAAGGACUUUACUCCCUGCCUUUCACUUGCUUGGCACAGCAAACCACUCCAGCAAGACAGUGGAAAGUCAGAGUCAGCCUCCGCAUCAGGGGAAGGAGCUAAUAAAGUCAAAAGAUAAGAAGGGGAAGAAGAAGAAAAAAGACAAAGGACCCCGCUCCCCAACAUCAGAUGCCCCUGCUUCAGAACAGCCACCACCACCAGCAGCAGAUGGAGAAGAGAUCUAUUUCUGUUGACUUUUUUUGCUUCUGCCGGUGGAAGUUACAUGGACUAUUCCUCCCACAAGCAAAUUCUGAAUGGGUAGCUUGCAAGGGCUCAGGGCCCCAGCAUAUGCAAAUCCCACUCAUACUUCUACAAAGAAUAUGGCAUGCAGGGAAUGCUAAUGGACUUGUUUAAUUGUUCCCGAGUCUCAUUUCCUGCAUUUUGUGAUCAAGGAGAUGCACAGAUGCAGGGGAAUGAAAAUGUCUUGGUUUGUCAUUAAUCCCUUCCAUACAUUUGUCCAAAUGUUGCACUCCUCACUAUGCUGCAGGAUACAUCUGGAGUCUGUAAUGAAUGAAACCACGUGCACACAGUCUGUCGCAUUACAGGUUCUUUAGACAAAGAAAAAAGAAAAAUAUAUAUUUAGACUUUCAGAAUCAUUACUGUUUUUUUUUCUCAGUGGACAUGCUAAUAGGAGUGUAAACUUUCAUUUCAUUUAUAGCUUCUGUUCAUUAUGAUGCAUUUGUUAUACCAAACAGAUCCCUUGGCUGUAACGAAAAAGAUAUAUUGUGGUAAUCAGAUGUGUCCUGCUGUACAUAUUUCAGACAAUGUGGGAUACGAAGACCAUGCAUUUACUUGACUAUUUUCUCUUGAAUCUUACUGGGGCAGCUCAUUGUUGUCAUUGCCUGCCUAAAAGUGCAGUUCCAGAAAGUGCUGCUGAUUUGACAGUUGGGUAAUCAUUUCCUAGGGAUGCAGGCACUUACCACACUCCUUGAUGACCAUGCUAUAAGAAGCAUGCAACCACAGUGGCCCCAGCUGUCUAGAUUAGAAACAAGGAAUGGUGAAAUCUUCAGGGAUAAAAUCAGUGCAAAUAAGAUCAGAUGGUGCCUUUUUGAUAAAGUGUUAAGAGUGCUGGGUAAUGCAGAAGAACAGGACAUUGUUUCCAAAUGAUUACUGUAUUCACUUGGGUGGAAUUUAUUUAUGCUUUUGGAUACUCAUUCUGCCCCCUCCAUUCUGUAUUAUGUCUAAUAAAGCAUCAGGACUGACCUUUUAGUAACCUAGAUACAAUGAUAUAUUCAGUUUUUUCCAUGUCCACUGUUUGUCAGCAGGCACUGAUGAAUGAUGGGUGGGGGCUGAACAGUUGCUCAGAACAUAUUGUCUUGGGGAACUUUUUUAUGUUACUAAAACCACUGGCAGAGUUUCCUUUAUACUUUGUAAGUUUUACCUGUGACAAGGUCCAUUGAAUGCUGUAUCCCAGGUUAUGUGCACUGCAGUGUCAAUUAAAUAUAAGCUAACUUGAUUUGCUUUUGGGCCAUCCAUUGAGUUCCUCUAAAGCAAAAUGAAGGAUGUGUAGCUUUCAGUCUAAAAUCUGAUGUGUAGUUCCAAAGUGCCUAGGCUGUGCUGUCAAGGUAGGCAGUAUGCUUGCUUUAUGGCCAGCAGACCAGUUGCUCAUGAUUAAUACCCAUGUGCAUGUUCCUGAGCAUUCCUGCAAACUGAGGUAGUAGUAGUACAACAGAGAUAAAAUGUUUCUGCGUGGUAACUCUUGUGAUUUGUCACAGAGCUGCAGCUAGCUGACUUUAUCCCCCGAGCAGUUCCCAGAAUGCCUGUCAUCCCAAAGCAUAUGACGCACACAAAAAAAAGAGGUAAUCUGGUUAUAGUCAGACCCAUUCACCCAGUAACACUCACCACACGUUAGUUAAUUUGUGUAAACUGUGAUGCUGGUAUGGCAUUUCCACCUGGUCAGCGCACCCCCUCACAUAUCUUAAGAUUGCACCUGGGGGGACUACCCUCUUUGCCCCACCCUUGCUAUGAAUCAGUUGCUGGAAGAUAACUGUUUGAAAACCCAUUUAUAGAAAUGUGGCAAAUAGAUUUUAUUCUGUCCAAGGUCAAGUGUUAUCAAAGUCAUAUGUAUAUAAAGUGGAAAGUGGGUACGAAAAGAAAUAUUAAUUUCAGUAUGUGUGCUAGCACUUUGUAACUUAUUAGUUACUUGUUGAGGCAGUAUCUAUUAAAUGAAACACUGAAGUGCAUUAAGCUUAUGUCUUUUAACUGACCAAGUUAAAGGUCAGAUAGAGUAAAGAUGAAGGUAGCAUUCUUUUCCCAUAUACUCACAUUCUUCUGUAAUAAAAAUGUGCAGUAAUCCAUGCCUGACCAUAUGUCUCCCAUGUCCACCAUAGAUCUAGUUAGAAGUUAGGGUCUACUUAACUUUCAUUGACAAGUCAAUGGCUCAGUAGAUUGUAUGCCCAUCUUUUAAUGAUAGAAGAGUAGAAGAAAUGGGUUCAGCCGUCAUACUAAGAACUUGUAUUCUUCUGUCUUUGGUACUGUAGUGUGGUAGGAUGGGUAUAUAUUAUUUCUGAGAUGUCUCCUUUCAUAUGGCUCUUUAACCUGAAGUCAUAUCUACCUGUGGUAGGGAUAUUUCUGACAAAUAUUACGUUGCUGUGUAGCAUAGAAGGAUAAAGCCCUAAUCAUGACCCACAUGACCACAGUUUGAAUAGCAGCUUGAGCACUGGACUGGUUAGGCAAGGGAGGAUUGGAAUGAGUGACCUAUACUUGCUUACCCAUACUGGGUGAGAAAGAGGCAUUUUUUUAAGUUGGCUGAUCAUCAUUGUGAAAGUGGAGGUUUGCAUGUCACUGAAAACAAAUCAUCCCAGGGUCGUGACUGUAGUCCUCAUUAGAAUAUUGGUCGAAGCACACACAUGCAAAGAGAAGGGCUUAUGGGGCCAUGCAGUUAUUUGGCUGUUCACAUCAGCUAGUUAGCAUCUUAUUGGAAAUGCCCUUAUGCCAGGUAUUCCAGAAAGGGUAUAAGCCACCUCCAUGACUGCCACUUUUGUCUCCAUUAUGAGAAUACCUUGUAUGGGGGAGAAAAUUUUGUGUGUCAGUUGUCAUCAUGUGCAGGAAUUCAACAAAAAUGUUUACCGAACAUUGCACCCAGGUGGAAGUGCCAUGUAUAAUGCUUCCCAUCAUAACAUCCAUAUUAUAAUACAUAUUGUAUGUAAAUUGCUACCAGAACAUUUUUCUUUUGUAAUAAUAUACCUUCACCAGACUGCCUCAUUCCAUAAUUCAGAUUAUCCAAUUUUUGCUGUUAAUUACAUCAUUAUGCUUCAAGAUUAAGGUACCAUAUAAAAAACUUGCUGCUGUUCACAGAAUAAAUGUAAUAAUAAUUAUUGCUAUAGACUAAACCAUACACAGACUGUCUCCAAAAUUGUCCCAUGUUAAUACCUCAUAUUCAGUCUUAAAUUGGAAAAGUACAAUUCUUUAGCAUACAGCUGUCAUCCCCAGGUAACAAAAAAGUACCAGUCACUAAUCUGCUAGUGCUUGUUAGCUAAAAUCAAUUAUUCUUUCAAGUACUUCUCCACAAGAAAGAUGGGUGUUAUCUUUUGCACACAAAACAAAACUUUAUGGUAUAUCCAAAAAUUAUUUUACUGUGAAUAAAAGACAUGUCAGGGGCAAUUCAAAGUAUUUCCUCAUCAGUGUUCUUUCACACGUAAAUACAUUACAGAUGUUAAAUUGUGCUUGCACUUUUUCUGAACUGUGCCGCUGAGUCAUUCUACAGUAAAUCAGAGGUACCAACUGACCAUUUAGCUUAUAUAUAUAUAUACUCUACAUUAUUUCAUACUAAUAGUUUGUCUUUUCGACUUUUCCUGUUAGGGGUCACCACAGUGGAACUCUGGUGCACUAAUGAUUGGCAGCAGAUUUUUAUGGUGCCGAGUUGCCA
This is a messenger RNA of Protopterus annectens (West African lungfish), 8386 nucleotides long. It is a transcript of the gene AKAP13, whose product is annotated as A-kinase anchoring protein 13. The coding region runs from base 27 to 4712 and encodes 1561 amino acids. Gene Ontology annotation, molecular function: guanyl-nucleotide exchange factor activity; MAP kinase scaffold activity. Gene Ontology annotation, cellular component: actin cytoskeleton; membrane. NCBI's taxonomy places the organism in Eukaryota, Metazoa, Chordata, Ceratodontiformes, Protopteridae. The record is from RefSeq and is a predicted model, not a curated record. Gene Ontology annotation, biological process: regulation of Rho protein signal transduction; positive regulation of canonical NF-kappaB signal transduction; adrenergic receptor signaling pathway. The transcript is spliced from 33 exons.